AUGAGUAGAGUCGAAGAAGUAGAAUCCCGUCGCAAAGUGGCCAUCGUAACAGGCGCGUCCUCUGGAAUCGGCCGUAUCACGUCAGUUGCACUUUGCGAAGCAGGCUGGAAUGUCGUUCUUUCCGCUCGUCGUAAAGAUGCACUGGAAGAGACUGCACGUAUGUGCGAAGAAGCUGCACGCGACCAGAGUGUCCAAGCAACCGAGCUUACUCUUGUUGUUGCUGGGGACGUGACACAAGAGAGCGAUGUUCACCAAUUAUUCGAGCGUUCGAUUGCUACAUACGGAAGGAUCGACAUGCUUUUCAAUAAUGCCGGAAUCACCGGACCCUCCAAACCUCUGGAAGAUAUUUCCCUUGCAGACUUUAUGGCAGUCAUGAACACGAAUCUCGUCGCCGCUAUGCUCUGUACCCAGCAUGCUUUGCGCCACUUCAAACAGAAUGCGUCAGGGGGACGGAUUAUCAACAAUGGAAGCAUCGCCGCGCAUGCUCCUCGCCCGCACGGAGCGCCCUACGCCAUUUCCAAACACGCUAUUUGGGGCCUCACCAAGAGUACACAGCUCGAAGGUCGGAGUUUCGGUGUUACCUGUACUCAGCUCGACAUCGGGAAUGCGAUGACACAGAUGGCCCAGGGUGCCGCGACGACCGGAGCCCUCCAGCCAGAUGGCUCCGUUAAAGUAGAAGGCUCAAUCGACGCUCGCCAUGUAGCUCGUGCUGUCGUCCAUAUUGCAGGUCUCCCUACUUCAGUCACCGUACUCCAAAUGAACAUCAUAUAUGCCAUACAUUGGGCGCGGAUGAAGGCGUACGAACUCGAAUCUCCUUAUUCCAUGAAAAAGCGUGUCUUCGCCUCCCAAAUACGACGUAUGAAGGCCGUUCGCUUCGUGGUGUUGACACCUGUCGCUACUAAUGCUCUCCUCUUCGAACCCCCUUCUGCGUCUGCUCUGAAGAGACACGGUGACAUUGCUCGCCGAGCUCAUCAUGACCGUCGCCAGACCGGGGACGGUUGGGUCGCUGCGGGGUGCUACACCGACAAUAUGUUCCAGCGAACGCUCCCGGCGUACACAGUCACUUCCGGCACCAUGACAAACGACGCCUGCAAAGCCAUCUGCGACGAGCGUGGCUAUGCCAUUGCAGCUACAGAAUGGAGCGAGGAGUGUUUCUGCGAUGACGACUUUCAUAACGGCGGCGUCAAGACUGCAGACGCUGAAUGUGACAUGAUGUGUAUUGGCGCGCCGACUGAAGUCUGUGGUGGCGGCCUCCGACUCACCGUCUGGACGAAGCCAGCGUCCACACUUGAGAGCUAUGGGAACUGGAACUCUCAAGGCUGCUUCGUGGACAGUAUCAACGCUCGUAUCGUUCCGAAUUCUGUCUCUGUCGAUGGAGAUUUCACGCCUCAAAAGUGCAUGGACGCGUGCGCCGCGCAAGGAUAUGAAUAUGCUGGCCUAGAGUACAGUCAUGAAUGCUAUUGCGCCAACGGUCUCAAUACGGCAAGCCUCCAGCAAGUCGAUAUUAGCGAGUGCAACUCGCGCUGCGAAGGCGAUGCAGCUCAUUAUUGUGGUGCCGGAAACAGGCUCAAUCUCUACAAGCACACUGCUACUAUUGCACCAGGCACAGACGGCUGGACAUACGACAACUGCUACUCCGAUAACAUGGACUCCCGCACCUUGGGACUUCGCGUCUAUGUCGAUGGUGGAAUGACUCCGACCAAGUGCAACACAAAAUGUCUCUCUCUUGGAUAUAGCCACGCAGGGGUGGAGUACUCUGACGAAUGCUAUUGUGCCAAUUCGAUUGGCUCAUCCGGAACACAAGAGACAGACGGUUGCACGAUGUCUUGCUCUGGUGAUAGAAAUACGAUCUGCGGCGGUGGCAACCGAAUUACUGUCUACAAAUACACCAGCACCGCGCUGCCAACUCCAGCUUCCGUUCUAGAGAGUUAUGGAGAGUGGACGAGUGCCGGGUGCUACGUUGAUUCGAUGAACGCCCGCGUGCUGACCCCCAAUACCAACGCCCAACGACCCAUGACGGUUCAAAACUGCAUCGACGCUUGUGCUGCUUCUGGAUAUACGGUGGCUGGGCUCGAGUACGCUGAGGAGUGUUAUUGUGGUCUCGCUUUGCCGCCUGUUUUGGCUGCAGACAACUGUAUCAUGAAAUGCGAGGGAGAUGAAGCUCAUCUGUGCGGUGGACCGAACAGGCUUAAUGUUUACAAACAUUCGCUUGUUACACCGACCUCGACCACUGAUUCAUCGACCUCAACCACUGAUUCAUCGACCUCGACCAAUGAUUCAUCGACCUCGACCACUGAUUCAGCGACUUCGACAUCCACUAGCGACUCUUCGUCGAGCACUGCAUCUCCGUCGUCGACUAGCACAGAGACCGAAUCCUUCACGACGACUGUGGAUACCAGUACGUCUACGCCAACUCAAACACAGGCCGCUGAUCCAUGGAUUGAUGCGGGCUGUCAAGUGGGGUAUGCCCAAUACUCGAUGUGGAUGCAAACAGGCAUGAUGAUGGGAUCCCAAAGUGUCAAGACAUGUACCACGAUGUGCGACCAAUACGGAAUGGGUGCUGCACGGAUCACGAAUGGCGGUAUCUGCACAUGCAUGAUUAUGCAUACUCCGAGCUCUACAGGCGUUUGCAAUGCGCGAUGCUUGAACGAUUUUGACCGAUUUUGCGGCAGUUGGUCAGACCGUAAUGCCGGAUCCACCUACAUCAAACCGGUCGGCCAACAAAUCGCAAUGCCUACAUCACCUCAGGCCGCAUCUUGGGUAUCACAAGGCUGCUAUUUGCCAAACGGACUAUACGAGGCAGUCUUGAAUGAUAACAACUCUUUGUUAACUAUGAGCAAAGACAAGUGCACUCAGGCUUGCCAGGCGCUGAACAAGCCUGUUGCCGUUAUCUUCUCUCUGAAUCAGCCCGCUCGUGUGUAUCAAACUUGCGGUUGUGGUACCACUCUUCCUCCAACAGCAACAUCAAGUGACAUGUGCGACAAGGUGUGUGGAGGAAACGCUUCCCAGAACUGUGGUGGACAUGGCUAUAUCACCGCCUAUCAAUUCAUAUGA
Messenger RNA from Serendipita indica DSM 11827, 3054 nucleotides. The record is from the annotation of a GenBank genome assembly. NCBI's taxonomy places the organism in Eukaryota, Fungi, Basidiomycota, Agaricomycetes, Sebacinales, Serendipitaceae.